AUGGCCAUGGCCAAUUCAGCUUCUUUCUUCACCUUCUACCUGAACCCGAGAACACCAGCCGAAUCCAUAUCCGAGUCAAUGAACACCAUAUCAUCAUCAUAUACCAACACCACCACCACCAACGCAACAGGAGGACUAUCAUCACCAUCACCAUCAUCAAUAUCACUUUUACCACUAUUAUCACCACACCAUCUAACAUUAACCAACCUCCUAAACCUCCUUCUCCUCAUCCUCAUCCUACUCAACAUCAAAGUCUUUCCAUUCAUCUACCACCUCCGCAUCCUCAACGCCGUCCGCUUCGUCCUCAAAUCCCAGCGGCCCUUGCACGACGUGACACCAGCUCACCUCUUCCAACCAAUAAUCACAUCCUCCAAAGCAUGUCUAAUGGAAAUCGAUGUCUUCGGGCACAAGAACAACAGCACUUACUUCACCGAUAUCGACAUUGCGCGCGCCCACCUGGUCACCACACUUUUUGGCAAAGGCAUCGCCAAGAUCCGCGGCGGAACCACGAUGAACGGCCUGUCCUCAAAACGAAGCAAUUUCACCGUCGCCCUCGGCGGUGUCAGCUGUACAUUUCGCAAGGAGUUGUUGCCUUAUGAAACAUAUGAUUUGUGGACGAAGGUUUUGACCUGGGAUGAGAAAUGGGUGUAUCUGGUCACGCAUUUUGUGAAGCGAAGAAACGGUCACAGUGUCGAUCCGAAAAUGUCGUCGUUGUAUCCUCGGCAAAAUGGGACUUGCAACAGCAAUAACAUGUCUACGACGAAAGAAGACGAGUGUGCCGCUGGUCGGGAAGACAGACGCGAUUCGGCUUCUUCUACCUCUACAGGCAGUACUGGCACCGGUACUGCUGGUUCUGAUACUGAUCCCUCAAUCGCCGCGUCGGCAUUGAGCAAAAUCGUCUUCAAAAAUGGCCGUGUCACGAUUCGACCGCAGGAAAUGCUCGAGGCGUCGGGGUUGGUACCUGCCGUUACUCCCACGCAAGAUCCUACACAGGAGGCCAAGGCCAACGCCACGACCAAAGCUGCCAGCACUGAUGAACCGGAGGACGAGACUGAUGUUGACGACAAUGUGAAGCUUGCUCGCGCCAUCGAAGCCCAGCGACAACGCGGUUUGAGGUUAGCCGCUCUCUUGGCCGACCAAAGAGCCUUGCACGACGAAUUCAACAGCGACGUGGUUGCUCUGGGGAGACACUACGAUGGAAUCGGCUUGGAAGGGGUCGUGGCCACUCUGGCGCAAUUGGGUAAACUGAGUUCGUACCAGCUUAUUUAA
This is a messenger RNA of Exophiala dermatitidis NIH/UT8656, 1269 nucleotides long. RefSeq lists its product as uncharacterized. Lineage: Eukaryota; Fungi; Ascomycota; Eurotiomycetes; Chaetothyriales; Herpotrichiellaceae. The transcript has a single exon. The coding region runs from base 1 to 1269 and encodes 422 amino acids. The record is from RefSeq and is a predicted model, not a curated record.